Messenger RNA from Dromiciops gliroides (monito del monte), 957 nucleotides. RefSeq lists its product as uncharacterized. Gene Ontology annotation, biological process: positive regulation of mitochondrial fission. The record is from RefSeq and is a predicted model, not a curated record. Gene Ontology annotation, cellular component: mitochondrial outer membrane; peroxisome. Lineage: Eukaryota; Metazoa; Chordata; Mammalia; Microbiotheria; Microbiotheriidae.
AUGGGCCGGGAAAUGGGGAGCCUGAGGCCAGAAUGGGACGUGGCCCGGACGAGGGCAGUCAGCGUCAGGCAGGGCAGAGCAGGGAAGGCGCGGGAGACUGAGGCCGAAGAGGACGUUGCAGAAGGCCGAGACUGGGAUGACCGGAAGGACGCGCACAUUCCAGAGGGUCUGGCAACUGCCCGAACCCAAGCUAAUCCUGCUGUGAACAAACAGGACCAGGGAGCUCCCGGCUUCCCUUCCUCAGAAAAGUUAGCUCUCCCGGGCCUCUCCUUUCUUCCGUGUACAAUGACAGCAGGGACGGUUCAUAAGCAUCCCCCUCCCCUGCUGGCUCCCCCCUCCUUCUCCACAACCUCCCUGCUCAGUGGAGCCGGGGCCCUCUGUGACGUCCACAAGGGGAUUGGAGACAGAUUAAUCCUUGGAAGAGGAAGCCGGCCUGAGGGGCUCCAGCCAGAGACUUCACCAUCGGGGCUCUGGGGGAAUGAUGAAGACAUUUCAUUUUCAAGACCAGUAGACCUUGACCUUAACCAAUCAACACCUUUCAAACCCUUGGCAUUUAAACCUCCCCGUGUUCUGACACUAAGUGAGAGACCGACCACUCUUCUGGACUUAGAAAGGCCCAUCCUUCCAACCCCUCAAAAUGAAAAUCAAGUCCGUAUAGUUGGCAGACUGAAAAGAGAGACGCCCAUGAGGGAAAAUGGACGAGCAAAUAGGCGAUUGGUCAGAAAUGAUUCCACGUACAGUCUUCCAAACGUGGACACGACCAUUGAAGAAACACCAGAUGAUGCGACUGUUGUAGACGCUGCUUCCCUAAGACGUCAGCUCAUCAAACUUAAUCGACGUCUCCAACUUCUGGAAGAAGAAAACAAAGAACGUGCAAGAAGAGAGACGAUCAUGUGUUCGAUUGCUGUAGUUUUCUGUCUGAUUAAUGGCUGGCUUUGGUUUCGCCGCCAGAGGUAA